AUGGGCCCCUGUACCGCCUCCUCAUGCUGCUGCCAGGCCCGUAAUCUGCCAUGGGCCCCCGUACCGACUCCUCAUGCUGCUGCCAGGCCCGUAAUCUGUCAUGGGCCCCUGUACCGCCUCCUCAUGCUGCUGCCAGGUCCAGAGUGUGUCAUGGGUCCCUGUACGGCCUCCCAUUGCUGCUGUCUCCAUCGCCACACUCUGCCAUGUGCCACUUUCAGGUCUCCUCACACACUGCUGGUGGGUUCCAUUUUGUCAUAGGGUGCUGUAUGGCCUCCCAUUGCUGCUGCCUCCACCGCCACACUGUGGCUCCACACUCUGGUUUUGGCCCCGUGACUGCCCAAAUGAGUGAAGUGUGCGGUGAUUCUAAGAUCGACGGCACUCAUCUGCAUGUCAUACUGACUGACAGUAUUAUUUCUCUUCCCCAGCAGACUCCAAGGGCAUUUAAAUUAAAGGUACAGUGUUCUGCACUAAUAUAA
Staurois parvus is the source of this 476-nucleotide messenger RNA. NCBI's taxonomy places the organism in Eukaryota, Metazoa, Chordata, Amphibia, Anura, Ranidae. The record is from the annotation of a GenBank genome assembly.